Molecule: messenger RNA, 2423 nt
Organism: Plasmodium vivax (malaria parasite P. vivax)
Lineage: Eukaryota; Apicomplexa; Aconoidasida; Haemosporida; Plasmodiidae
Exons: 2
Coding region: 1-2388 (795 amino acids)
Source: RefSeq, a predicted model, not a curated record
AUGUUCAUAUUUUUUUUUUUUUCUUUUUCUUUUUGCAAGCUGAACGAGAAGAACGCAGAUGAACGGUCAGAGUUUAUCAACAAUUUCAAUGCGGAAAAAUGUGCACAAAGGAGAGUACAAAGUGGGCCAGAAAUUUUGGAGAAAAGGGGAGUGGAAGAAGAACCCGAAAGAAAACACACAAAGAAGUGUUGCAAUAACUACGAACUCAUUAAACUUGAAAUAGAAUUUGUGGCAACUUUAAAUGUAUUAACAUGCGAAGAAUUGGAAGCACUGUUUUGUUUUUUUUUCCCCGAGAAAAUAUUUUCAUUUAGUGAAUGUACAGACAAGGAGAUCAUUAUUGAGCACUUUUUGCAAAACAUAAGUUCCGUUUCGGAGAAGUAUUCCUCCCUCAUUAAGUCGGGUAUGUGUUUGGCAUAUGAUGAACCCAUACUUAACAAAGACGCCAAAUGUGCCACUUUGCAAGAAUACCUGAAUGGGUUAAAAGCUUCGGGGGAAGCACAGAACAGUUGUGCGGAUGAACCAAAGGUAGAAGGCGAGGUGGUCUCUCACGAGAUAGACGGUAAAGAAAGAGAGGGUGUAGAAGGGGACACCGGUGGAGAUGGCGCAAAAAUGGGUUCAGAUGCAGCAGGUGAGAUUACUGCCAUUGAAGAAAUUCCGCAAAAUGGGGGAAAUGAAGAGCAUGGAGCGAUGGGCGAAGGGGGGGUGGAUCCAAUGCGUAAGGCGGCUAGUGAGGCUAACCAGCUGACCUCCAGUGUGGCCAACGAACGAACCGGCGAAGACGCCGCCAAGGUCGUAAAAAGGAGGAGAACGAAAAAGCCAAAAGGACUAGAUGCAGGCACAGGGCAGCUGAACCCAAAGAAUCAGAUUCUGAUAAACAUCAGCGAUUGCGACAUCUUAAAGCACAACGAUAAGAUAUUCAUAAACUUGAGUGCUCUUCGGGAGGUAAAAGCAGACGCGGAACGGAAAGGGGAAAAUGACGCCAUUCUCAUUGUUAGCGGCUCAGGGGAGGCAGGCACGAGCGGGGUAGAGCCAGGCAAGGUGUGCACGAACGAGGUAGAAACGAAUGAGGUAGACACGCAUGAGGUGGACAAGAACGAGGUAGACCCCGUAACUACUAACCCCCCAACUGCUGACCCUACUGCAGAUGCAAACGCCAACGAAACAGCCCCCUCGGCAAAGAAAGCCUCACCAGAACGGGUAAGCAACCCUCAAGCGAACGCAGCAUCUACUGGGGGUGGCCACGAGAACGAUGUGAACCCCCCACUCAGCGUGAAUAAGGAGGCCAAACGGUGCAGGAAAAAAAAAGACACGAAUGAAAAAUGCACUACGCAGGUGGGUAAAAAGGCCCAAACGGGGGGGGAAAACUGUACGGAGGGAAAUAGCCAACCGAAAAAAAAGAUAAAAGUAGAUGACCUGCCAGGAGACAAUUCCGCCCAAACAGAAGAAGGCAGCCCGAAGGGGAUCCUUCUUAAGGAGAGUAGCAACAUAAGUGGUCGCCCAGAUGAAGAUAAAGUAAAAAAUGGCAACACAAAUACGAGCAGGGGAAAUUCCCCCCAGAGUAGCAGCAGCGAUAGUAGCACCCCUUCAAAGGUCAUGGACGAAGAAAAAGAAUUUCGCUCCAGUGACGAAUUAGUUCAUGCAAGAAAUAUAGAACAAGAUGAAGACACAAAUGACAUGAAGGGUGAUGCGGCAGAUGUGCAUCACAGCGGGUUGGGAGAGACACACGAGAAGAACACUACGCCGGUGGACCAGGGAGGACGCGUUCGGAAGGUGGUCCCUUUAAAAGGGGCUGCUAAGAUGACGGCUGCUAAAAAGAUUAACAGGGAAGAAAACGUAAAGGGGAAAAAGAGGAAAAAGACAAAUAAUGACGAUGAAGGGAAUAAAGCAAAUUACUCUAAGAAGAUAAAAUGCCCCAUUGGGAAGAAACCCAACUGCCCCACACGCCAUAAUGAGAUUCACCAAAAUAAAAAGACCCCACCGAACGGUAGAGGAAAAGCAAGCAAACUUAACAUGCGGGGGGGGGACAAAGCGCAAUGCAACGCAUCACAGCGGAAUUCUAAAAACUUAAAAGGAGGCAAAUGUGUAGGCAGUACAGGUGGUAACGGGGCGCUAAGCUGUGUUCACAAAAAUAGCAUUAAGGGAAAAGUACCUACUAGGAAAAAGCCACAUGUUGAUCACUCCCGUCAUGAUGGGAACAAUCAUUUGGGGGGAUCGAAAUCCAACGCGUCACUGAAAAGGCAGUUCAACAGCAUAUCUGCAGAGGGUGAAAAUAGACGCAAUUCUGCAAAAAUGGGAACCAAGCAAUUAUGUAAUGUAUCGAAGGAUAACAUAAUUCAGGCUGAUGCCAUGAACUGGUCGCGCACACGUUCUUGCAGACUUGGUAGAUAGGGCAUGGGGGGACAUUAACUUAGCCCCACUGGGUG